AUGGCGGACUACAACUACGGAGGCUCGGAAGAAGAGAAUGCGGAGCUGAGGAAGCUCGAGGCUGAACUGAUCGAUGACCCGGACAACUUCGAGACCUGGGAAAAGGUCGUGCACGCCGCUGAAGCUCUCGAGGGUGGAAUCAAUCGCAACUCCAACCCGCAAGCCAUCACAGCUGUGCGCAGCGCCUACGAUCGCUUCCUGGCCAAAUUCCCCUUGCUCUUCGGAUACUGGAAGAAAUAUGCCGACCUGGAGUUCUCUAUCACUGGCACGGAAGCCGCAGAGAUGGUCUAUGAGAGAGGAAUUGCUAGCAUCUCGCCUUCAGUUGACCUCUGGACCAACUACUGCACGUUCAAGGUAGAGACCUCCCACGAUGCCGACAUCAUUCGAGACCUUUUUGAGCGAGGUGCGAGCAGUGUCGGCCUUGAUUUCCUUGCCCACCCAUUCUGGGACAAGUACAUCGAGUUCGAGGAACAUGUUGAAGCUCAAGAGAAGAUAUUCGGUAUCCUAAGUCGGAUCAUUCACAUCCCUAUGCAUCAAUAUGCACGCUAUUUCGAGCGCUAUCGCCAGCUUGCACAGACCCGGCCUUUGUCUGAGCUGGCACCGCCCGAAACCAUGUCGCAGUUCCGUGCUGAAAUUGAGGCUGCCUCGUCCCAGGUCCCACCCGGUGCAAAGGCUGACGCCGAGAUUGAACGGGACCUCCGGCUACGCGUCGAUAACUACCACCUCGAGGUCUUUUCCAAAACGCAAACUGAGACAACCAAGCGCUGGACUUAUGAAUCAGAGAUCAAGCGGCCUUACUUCCAUGUUACUGAGCUGGACGAGGGCCAGCUGACCAACUGGAAAAAGUACCUUGACUUCGAAGAAGCAGAAGGUUCGUUCUCUCGAAUUCAGUUUUUGUACGAGCGGUGCCUGGUGACGUGCGCCCACUACGACGAGUUCUGGUUCCGCUAUGCCAGAUGGAUGGCAGCCCAGGAGGGCAAGGACGAAGAAGUGCGGAUCAUCUACCAGCGCGCCAGCUAUCUCUAUGUGCCGAUUGCCAACCCGACCAUUCGACUGCACUACGCCUACUUUGAGGAGUUUUCGGGCCGAGUCGACGUGGCCAAGGACAUCCACGGUGCCAUCAUGAUGUGUCUGCCCAGCCAUGUGGAAACCAUCAUCUCUUUGGCGAACCUUUCUCGACGCCACGGUGGCUUGGAAGCAGCAAUCGAAGUCUACAAGACCCAGCUGGACUCACCCGAGUGUGAAAUGGCCACCAAAGCCGCGCUGGUUGCCGAAUGGGCUCGUCUGUUGUGGAAAAUCAAGGGCGCGCCGGAGGACGCCCGCCAAGUUUUCGAUAUAAACCAACAGUACUAUCUGGACAGCCGACCCUUCUGGACCAGCUAUCUCAUGUUUGAGAUUGACCAGCCUACCAGCGCAGCGACUGAGUCUGUUCAGUAUGAGCGCAUCAAGCAGGUCGUUACUGAUAUCCGCACCAAGAGCACUCUCCCCGUCGAAGUCGUGAAGGAACUGGUGCAGAUCUACAUGGCCUAUCUCCUGGAGAGAGGCACCACCAAUGCCGCUAAAGAGUACAUGACUCUUGAUCGUGAAGUACAUGGCCCAGUGUCUGUGGCAGCUGCUCGCGCCGGCGGUACUGUCGCUGUCCCUCCUCCGCCGACAGACGGACAACCUGCCGCGGUUCCUCAAGUAUCCCCCACUCCCGACCAAGCCGCCAUGGCACAGGCGUAUGCCUACUAUCAGCAAAGCCCCCUGAAUGGUGCUUCUGCUGCUUAA
Messenger RNA from Penicillium alfredii, 1770 nucleotides. RefSeq names its product putative mRNA splicing protein (Prp39). Gene Ontology annotation, molecular function: protein binding. The record is from RefSeq and is a predicted model, not a curated record. The transcript is spliced from 4 exons. Gene Ontology annotation, cellular component: U1 snRNP; U2-type prespliceosome; commitment complex. Lineage: Eukaryota; Fungi; Ascomycota; Eurotiomycetes; Eurotiales; Aspergillaceae. Gene Ontology annotation, biological process: mRNA 5'-splice site recognition; RNA processing. Bases 1 to 1770 code for a protein of 589 amino acids.